Molecule: messenger RNA, 1128 nt
Organism: Drosophila takahashii
Lineage: Eukaryota; Metazoa; Arthropoda; Insecta; Diptera; Drosophilidae
Source: RefSeq, a predicted model, not a curated record
CUCUUGCUCUCCGCGGAUUCUUUUGGGUCUUUGAUGUAAGUGAUCAGUACGACAGCUACUUAUUUUGUGAUCAUUUCUUGAACGGAAAAGAUGUGCGGUUUUGUGACGUUAAUUCUUAUCGCGGUGAUCAUUUUCCAAGAGGGUUUCGCUCAGCUUUUGGACGAUGAUUGUGAUGGUCCAAAGCGGAUAGGCUAUAGAAUAAUGAACGGGGUCGACGAGUAUACCGCUCCAUUUAUGGCCAGCUUGUACAAUGGUACCGAAUUCCUGUGUGGUGGAACGCUUAUACACAAACGAUUCGUACUAUCGGCUGCACAUUGUUUUCAAUUUCGUUGUGGUGCUAGGUUUGAACAAGGAAGUUGUUUUCAAGAUUUGGAUAAAGUAAACGUCAAAUUGGGAGAAAACAACCGAUCGUGUCCGCCAUCGAAAUGCCCUCACGUCCAGAGUCGUGUUGGUGAAGUUAUAAGUCAUCCCGGUUUCAAAAAAGGGAACGGUGAUGAUAUAGCUCUACUAAAACUGGACACUGAAGUGAGUUUUAGUGGUAAGCUAAAUAAAGCUUAAAAAAAGGUUCCUGAUUUCAGGAAAAUUCAUAUAUUUUUCAUCUUCAGAGAAAAUGCGUCCGAUUUGCAUUAUCCUUGAUGAGGAGGUAACAUCCGAUGGAAUCGACAUCUUCUCUUCUUAUGGAUGGGGUAUUACUGAGAAUUACGUGGCAAGUGAUCAACUGAAGUCCGUCAUUCUCAACCGACAAAAAUGCCAUCCGGGUAAAAUUUGCGCUGGCGGGAAUCAUACAGAUACCUGUACCGGUGAUUCUGGAGGACCACUGGCAGCGAACACAACAUAUAGAGGUAAAACUGUGUUCGUAGAGUAUGGUGUAGUAAGCCACGGGUCAAGAGGCUGCACAGGCCGUGGGAUAUAUACAGAUGUUAGUGCCUACAAAUUUUGGAUAGCCAAUACCGUGCUAGAAUCAGAACCAAGACUCUUGACUGAGAGAUGCAGAAGCGAUUGGGGAGGUCAAGUUUUUAUCCGCCUAUGGGAGAUGUCACUAUUUCAAUAUAAUUUCUAUGGAGCCCUAAUCACAAACCAAUUCGUCCUCACUGCUGCGAGUGCUUUCCCCUCAAAUGUCUCUAAAAU